AUGGCCAUCGCAAUGCAAGCAAGUGUCGCUGGUAAUCCACUCAACACGGUCGCCGUGGUGCCCUUCGACCUCGCCCCGGCAAGGACGAUUCGUGGCGCUUCUGCAUCCUCCUCCUCAAGCAGCUCCCUAGCCGCGGCAGCGUCGAACCUCAUCAGCGCGAUCGCACAGGGGACAGGAUCGCCCGAAAUGGUCGAAAAGAGGUCUGAAGCAGACAGCGACGAAGGCUCGAGCUCAUUCACAUACACUGCUCCGGCGAGCGCUGUCGCCGAGACCGAACAGCUGGGCUGGUACACCUCGACCCCGUACCACAUCUCGAAUCGAUACUAUGAUGCCGAUAUCACGCUCAGGGCGACAAAAGCCGCACUGCCCAUCGCUGGUGUGACCCCAGAUCAAAAUGUCGAAUCAGUGCUAUCACAGACGUAUCCCGCCUAUCUCGCGGUUGUCGACAGAAGCCAAAGCCUAGAACACCAUCGUCUGCUGGCCGCAAAUCUGGAAGCGAAAGUGGCGGCCGGCUUCGAUGCCGACAUCAGCAUCGUCGCAGGAGUGUCGCUUCUCUCAUCAUCGAACUCGCAAGUCGUCACAGUCCUAGACGACGACGUUGGCUCGUCCUCGCGCCGUCCAGGGACAUCGCAAUCGGCGAGGCCGGCCAAAACGAGCGAUCUCAUCGCACUGUAUGCCGAUCACGGAUGGGAGUUCAUCGCGAUCGACGAGCUAGAUGGGGACGCGUCAGACGGGGAGGAUCACGAUGAUGGUAAUAGGGAUUCAAGCAGGGACCAUGACAAGGAUGGCAUCGAAAGGAUACGAGAGGCGCUCAUGAACCAUAUGUGGAACGGGCUGGUGCGCAAGGAACAGGCAACAUCAAAUCGGACUGCAACGAGCAUGACGGGUGCAGGCGCUGGUACGAGCUUCGUUCUCUCGAGCUUCCCGGACGCGAUGGACGACGCCUCAGCACUGGACGGUCUCGACGAUGAUGAGGCCUAUGGAGCAGAAGCAUUCGAUGGGCCUGAUACCGGUGCGCGUCUCGCCACGGCGCUUCCCGCCUUGGAUCUCGACAAACACGCCGACCCGAGCGACCUGGAUGAGCAGCUCGCAAAGCUCUUCCUCGCGUCCUCCGGCAAUCCGGACUCUGCAGACUUUGCCAAGCUCGAAGCGUUCCUCGAAUCGGAGGACCCUUCGUGGCCCGGACCUGCACCUGAAGCCACCUUCAACACAGGCGAUACAGGACGGACAUUCGAAGACGACUUUGACGACUUUCUUCCCUUCCAGUCCGCUUCAUCUACCGCCGCUGAUCCAGGAUCACUGCCGAGUGCAGACGUAGAGGACCUUCCUUCGAUGGACGACAUCUCCCAGAUGCAGGACCGCCUAUUUGGCGCCAAUGCAGCUGCUCGACUCGAAGCGGGGCCGCUAGGGAUGGGCACUCUACCAAAUGGGUCAGGCGAUGGAGACCUGGCCUCCCAACUCUCCCAGCUGCAAUGGCACGCUCAGCGAGUACGAAACAUUCAAGACCCCGAUCAGCGCCGGAAGGAGGCGGCGCUUGUGGCGCUCGCAUUCAGCAUGCAGUGGUCAAACGGCGAAGAUGCCGCUACUCCCGAUGCUGGGACGAUGGCAUUCUAA
Molecule: messenger RNA, 1614 nt
Organism: Kalmanozyma brasiliensis GHG001
Lineage: Eukaryota; Fungi; Basidiomycota; Ustilaginomycetes; Ustilaginales
Product: Alpha/gamma-adaptin-binding protein p34
Exons: 1
Coding region: 1-1614 (537 amino acids)
Source: RefSeq, a predicted model, not a curated record